AUACAGUAUACAUACUCUUUCAGCACUUAUUUGUAAAUCCUUCACCACAAUUUUUCUGUAUUGAAUAAAGUCAGAUGACCUAAUGGUUCUUUCCAGUUAGACUGGGAUCCGAGGAGUGAUUAGAGAUUACCAUAUAAUGAAGAAAAAUACAUAAAUGAGUAGGAAAAUUUGUAAAGUACAACUUUCCAAUUCCAUGUUUCUUACAAUUACAUCAACCGUUUGCUAACUUGUCGUCGGUGGCAUCUCUAACUACAUUAAUGGGGUCACAUCACUGUCUAAACAACGUCCGGAAAAGACCAUUUGAUUGAAAUUGAAAGAUCUAUAUAGCUAUUACUUGAAUGAACCUGAUCCUUUUGGACUUAGAGGAGAUCAUACUUUUGGUGUGAGGGAUUCGUUGGUGAUUCAUGAUUAAGAGAAACAACUUUGUUAUGAUAUCUAAAACAGUUGUGCUUUUUUUAAUAUAUAUUCCAGAGGUUUACUUUUUAAUUAUGCUUCAUCUUAUGUACUAUCUGCAAGAGCCUUGAUUUGAAUCAAGUGGAUUAAUGGAUCUUUGUUUAUAUUAAAAGAAAAUAGCCAGUAUGAAUGACAUUCAUUCAAGUGUUUUGAGUGCUAAGGGGUGAUCUGGUGUUGUAUUCAAAUUUGGCCUUAGACCCUUUAUUUUGGAUUUGCAGCUCAUAAAUUUUCUUAUUGAAACGUGUCGCCUUCUUCAAAGUACUGGUCUACAAUGGUUCAACACUCCCUCGAACUUGCUAAUAGUGGUUGCGAUGAUGAUGGACAUCCUGCAAGAACUGGGACCUUGUGGAGUUGUGUGGCACACAUAAUCACUGCUGUUAUAGGCUCUGGGGUUUUGUCCUUGGCAUGGAGUACUUCACAGCUAGGAUGGAUAGCAGGGCCUACUGCUUUGCUUAUUUUCGCUAUUAUCACCUAUAUUUCAGCCUUCCUUCUUUCUGAUUGUUAUCGUUCCGAUGAUGGAACACGAAUCAAGUCUUACGCGGAUGCUGUCCGGCAUUAUCUCGGUAGAAACCGCACAUGGUUGUGUGCUUCUCUUCAGAACCUGAGCUUGUAUGGGACUUGCAUUGCUUAUGUAAUAACAACUUCAACCUGUAUGAGAGCGAUUCAGAAAUCAAACUGUUACCACAGAGAAGGGCAUGAUGCUCCAUGUUCAUAUGGGGAUACUUCCUAUAUGCUGCUAUUUGGAGCUGUUCAAGUUGUGAUGUCACAGAUACCAAAUUUCCAUAACAUGGCGUGGCUUUCGGUUGUUGCUGCAAUCAUGUCCUUUACUUAUUCCUUCAUAGGGUUUGGACUUGGGUUUGCACAAGUCAUAGAAAAUGGGACGAUUAAGGGGAGUAUAACCGGAGUGCCUGCUGCUAGUGUGGUUGAUAAACUAUGGUUAAUAUUUCAGGCACUUGGAGACAUUGCAUUUUCCUAUCCAUAUACAAUCAUUCUUCUUGAAAUACAGGAUACCUUGAAGUCAAAUCCACCAGAGAACAAGACCAUGAAAAGAGCCUCAAUGGUAGCAAUCUUUGUAACAACCUUCUUCUACCUCUGUUGUGGUUGCUUUGGAUAUGCUGCAUUUGGCAACAAUACGCCUGGGAAUCUCCUCACAGGAUUUGGAUUUUUUGAGCCCUACUGGCUCAUUGACUUUGCUAAUGCUUGCAUUGUUCUUCAUCUAGUGGGAGGAUAUCAGAUAUUUAGUCAGCCGGUAUUUGCAUUUGUGGAGAGAUGGUUUACCAACAAGUUCCCAAGCAGUGGAUUCGUGAAUAACUUGUACACAGUCAAAAUCCCAUUGUUGCCUUCAUUCCAAAUGAAUCCUCUCAAGUUAUGCUUCCGGACAGCCUACGUUGCGUCGACGACCUUGAUUGCAAUGAUAUUCCCCUACUUCAACCAAGUACUAGGAGUGUUGGGGGCACUGAACUUUUGGCCUUUGGCCAUAUAUUUCCCUGUGGAGAUGUACUUCGUGCAGAGGAAAAUCCAGCCCUGGUCCAGAAAAUGGAUUGUUCUUAGGACUUUCAGCUUUUUUUGCUUUCUUGUCACAAUUGUGGGAUUGGUAGGAUCGAUUCAGGGGAUUGUUAGUGCAAAACUUGGAUAAGAUAUCAUUUUCAUCGCACUUGUAUAUUAGGAAGUUAGAAA
Messenger RNA from Hibiscus syriacus, 2130 nucleotides. RefSeq names its product probable amino acid permease 7. The transcript is spliced from 7 exons. Lineage: Eukaryota; Viridiplantae; Streptophyta; Magnoliopsida; Malvales; Malvaceae. Bases 725 to 2089 code for a protein of 454 amino acids. Gene Ontology annotation, cellular component: plasma membrane. The record is from RefSeq and is a predicted model, not a curated record.